Molecule: messenger RNA, 400 nt
Organism: Dipodomys spectabilis (banner-tailed kangaroo rat)
Lineage: Eukaryota; Metazoa; Chordata; Mammalia; Rodentia; Heteromyidae
Gene: Polr2l
Product: RNA polymerase II, I and III subunit L
Exons: 2
Coding region: 39-242 (67 amino acids)
Biological process (GO): transcription by RNA polymerase II; tRNA transcription by RNA polymerase III; transcription by RNA polymerase I
Cellular component (GO): RNA polymerase III complex; RNA polymerase II, core complex; RNA polymerase I complex
Molecular function (GO): zinc ion binding; DNA-directed RNA polymerase activity; DNA binding
Source: RefSeq, a predicted model, not a curated record
CGCCGCCCUCCGCGCAGCCCGUCGCCGCCGCCGCCGCCAUGAUCAUCCCCGUGCGCUGCUUCACCUGCGGCAAGAUCGUCGGCAACAAGUGGGAGGCCUACCUGGGACUGCUGCAGGCCGAGUACACCGAGGGGGACGCCCUGGAUGCCCUGGGUCUGAAGCGCUACUGCUGCCGCCGCAUGCUGCUAGCACACGUGGACCUCAUUGAGAAGCUGCUCAACUAUGCACCUCUGGAGAAGUGACGGACGCAUCUUGGCCUCUGCUGACCACGGUGGUCAGCACCACACUGAGCUCAGGAUGAGGCCUGGGCGGGUCCGCGGCAAUGCCUGCCUCUGAUGCUGUGAGUCCACGGCGCCCAUUCUGGACAGAAGCACUCAGUAAAGUCUUUGUAGAACCAGUA